Messenger RNA from Dovyalis caffra, 1227 nucleotides. NCBI's taxonomy places the organism in Eukaryota, Viridiplantae, Streptophyta, Magnoliopsida, Malpighiales, Salicaceae. The record is from the annotation of a GenBank genome assembly.
AUGGGGUUUCUUGAUCUCUUUGUGGUGGCAUUAAUGCCAGUUCUGAAAGUGCUCUUGAUUACUGGACUUGGUUUGUUCCUAGCACUCGAUCGCAUAGAUCUCUUGGGAGAAAAUGCAAGACACUAUGUGAACAAUCUUGUAUUCUAUCUGUUUAGUCCAGCUCUCGUGGUUAGCCAGCUUGGAGAAACAAUUACUUUCCAAAGUUUGCGUUCCUUGUGGUUUAUGCCAGUAAAUAUCCUUCUGACAUUCAUAAUUGGCUCUAUACUUGCCUGGAUUCUCAUUAAAAUCACCAAAACUCCGCCGCAUCUGCAAGGUCUUGUCAUCGGUUGCUGUUCUGCUGGAAAUUUAGGGAACUUGCUUCUUAUUAUUGUUCCUGCAGUGUGCGAGGAGUCAAAUAGCCCAUUUGGAGAUUCAACUGUCUGCUCUACUUAUGGAACAACUUAUGCUUCUCUUUCUAUGGCGGUUGGAGCUGUUUAUAUAUGGACCUAUGUGUAUAUUAUCAUGCGGAUAUAUGCUGAUAAGGGUGCUGAUUCUGAAGAUACUGAUAUAAAUGAAUCCAUAACAGAUUCUGAGAGUUACAAAGAAGCAUUACUUCCUUCAAGCAAAAACUCUGGCUCCAGAGCCUAUUCUGAUGAAGAUGAACUUCCUCGAACUAUCUCUGGGGGAAAAUUGAAAAUUAAGGAGAAGAUUCUUCAGUCUGUUAAGAAAUUUACAGCGAAGAUCAACCUGAAGAUGGUGUUUGCACCGGCUACAAUCGCAGCGAUAUGUGGGUUCAUAAUCGGCACAGUCUCUCCAAUCCGAAAGCUGAUGAUCGGCGACAGUGCUCCUCUUCGCGUGAUUGAUAGUUCUGCAUCUUUGCUGGGAGAGACAACAAUUCCAUGCAUGACCCUGAUAGUAGGAUCCAACCUUCUUAGAGGUUUAAGAAAAUCAGAAGUAAGCGCAUCAGUCAUUGCAGGGAUUGUAGCAGUGAGAAAUAUUUUCUUGCCAAUAAUUGGCAUUGGUGUUGUCAAAGCAGCACACCAUUUUGGCAUGGUUGAAUCAGACUCUUUGUAUCAGUUUAUUCUUUUGCUUCAAUUUGCACUUCCACCUGCAAUGACCAUAGGGAUUAUUGCACAGCUUUUCGGGGCUGGAGAAGGUGAAUGUUCAGUCAUUAUGCUGUGGAGCUAUGUUGUGUCUGCAUUGUCUCUUACCUUUUGGUCAACCUUCUACAUGUGGCUGUUGCAGUAA